Messenger RNA from Perognathus longimembris pacificus (Pacific pocket mouse), 5164 nucleotides. RefSeq names its product ADAM metallopeptidase domain 12 (gene Adam12). The transcript is spliced from 23 exons. NCBI's taxonomy places the organism in Eukaryota, Metazoa, Chordata, Mammalia, Rodentia, Heteromyidae. Gene Ontology annotation, molecular function: metalloendopeptidase activity. Gene Ontology annotation, biological process: proteolysis. The record is from RefSeq and is a predicted model, not a curated record. The coding region runs from base 1 to 2718 and encodes 905 amino acids.
AUGGCCACGCGCCCGCCCGCGCCCGCCCGCGCCCUCCUGCUCGCCCUCGCCGGGGCGCUGCUGGCGCCCCGCGCAGCCCGAGGGGUGAGCUUACCAGAUCAGGGAGGAGCAUACGAAGUCAAGGUCGAAGUCGCCGGCACCUCCCUUCGGAGCCCAGGAAUGAGUGUCGACUCAAAGGAUCAUCCAGAGUCGUUGCGCGUUCAACUACACCUGGAAAGCAGAGACCUGACCAUACACCUGCAAAGAAAUGAAGGCCUCAUUGGGAGCGGCUUCACCGAAACGCAUUAUCUGCAAGAUGGCACCGACGUCUCCCUCGCCCGCAACUACACCGGCCACUGCUACUACCACGGACACGUACACGGCGACGCGGAUUCCACCGUCAGCCUCAGCACCUGCUCGGGUCUCAGGGGACUUAUUACAUUUGAAAACCAGACCUACAUCUUAGAGCCGACGGAAAAUGCCAGCGGCGGACACAAGCUCUUCCCUGCAGAGGAUCUGCGCGGCAUCUGGGGGUCGUGUGGAUCGCACCACAACCCCACACGCCUCCCCACGGACGCCACGCCUCCUGCGCAGGCCCAGAUGCAAGCGAGAAGGCAUAAAAGGGAGACCCUCAAGAUGACCAAGUAUGUAGAGCUGGUUAUUGUCGCCGACAACCGAGAGUUUCAGAGGCAAGGAAAAGAUCUGGAAAAAGUUAAGCAGCGAUUAAUAGAGAUCGCUAAUCACGUUGACAAGUUUUACAGACCCCUGAACAUUCGGAUAGUUCUGGUGGGUGUGGAAGUGUGGAACGACAUCGACAAAUGCUCCAUAAGCCAGGACCCAUUCUCCAGCCUCCAUGAGUUUCUGGACUGGAGGAAGAUGAAGCUGCUACCUCGCAAAUCCCACGACAAUGCCCAGCUUAUCAGUGGGGUUUAUUUCCAAGGGACCACCAUCGGCAUGGCACCAAUCAUGAGCAUGUGCACGGCAGAGCAGUCUGGAGGAGUUGUCAUGGACCAUUCAGACAGUCCCCUCGGUGCGGCCGUGACCCUGGCACACGAGCUGGGCCACAAUUUUGGGAUGAACCAUGACACACCGGAGAGAGGCUGCAGCUGCAGAACGGCCGCGGAGAAAGGAGGCUGCAUCAUGAACCCUUCCACCAGGUUCCCGUUCCCCAUGGCGUUCAGCAGCUGCAGCAGGAAGGACCUGGAGACCAGCCUGGACAAAGGCAUGGGCGUGUGCCUCUUCAACCUGCCGGAGAUCAAGCAAGCCUUCGGGGGCCAGAAGUGCGGGAACGGCUACGUGGAAGAGGGCGAGGAGUGCGACUGCGGGGAGCCCGAGGAAUGUACCAACCGCUGCUGCAACGCCACCACCUGCACCCUGAAGCCGGAGGCUGUGUGUGCGCACGGGCUGUGCUGCCAAGACUGCCAGCUGAAGCCGCCGGGAACGGCGUGUAGGAGCACCAGCAACUCCUGUGACCUCCCAGAGUUCUGCACGGGAGCCAGUCCUCACUGCCCGGCCAAUGUCUACCUGCACGACGGGCACCCGUGCCAGGGAGUGGACGGCUACUGCUACAACGGCAUCUGCCAGACCCACGAGCAGCAGUGCGUCACCCUCUGGGGUCCAGGUGCUAAGCCUGCGCCUGGGAUCUGCUUCGAGAGAGUCAACUCCGCGGGGGAUCCGUACGGCAACUGCGGCAAGGACUCCAAGAGCGUCUUCACCAGGUGUGACAUGAGAGACGUGAAGUGUGGAAAAAUCCAGUGUCAAGGAGGUGCCAGCCGACCCGUCAUCGGUACCAAUGCGGUCUCCAUAGAAACAAACAUCCCACUCCAGGAAGGAGGUCGGAUUCUGUGCCGGGGAACUCACGUGUACUUGGGCGACGACAUGCCUGACCCAGGCCUCGUGCUCGCGGGGACCAAGUGUGCAGAUGGAAAAAUCUGCCUCAACCGCCGAUGCCAGAACGUCAGCGUCUUCGGGGUGCACGAGUGCGCCACGCGGUGCCGCGGCCGGGGAGUGUGCAACAACAGGAAGAACUGCCACUGCGAGGCCCACUGGGCGCCUCCCUUCUGUGACAAGUUCGGCUUCGGGGGAAGCACGGACAGCGGCCCCAUCCGGCAAGCAGAUAACCGAGGCCUGACCCUGGGGGUCGUGCUGAGCAUCCUGUGUCUUCUUACCGCCGGAUUUGUGGUUUAUCUCAAAAGAAAGGCCUUGAUCCGACUGCUGUUUACACAUAAGAAAACCACCAUCGAGAAGCUGAGGGGUGUGCGCCCCUCCCGGACAGCCAGCGGCUCCCAGCCUGGACAGGCCCACCCCGCCCACCCCGCCCACCCCGGCAAAGGCACAGCGAGCAGGCCGCCAUAUUCCAGCGUUCCCAAGGACAGGAGGUGGUCACCGCGCCCCAGCGCCGACAUCAGCGGCCCCCUCCACACCCGAGCCGCGCCUCGGCCGCGCUCCCCGCAGCCAGUGCUCCUGCCCCUGCACCAGGCCCCCCGGGCGCCCGGCGGCCCCGCCAGACCCCUGCCCGUCCGCCCCGGACCCAAGCAGACCCAGGGACCCCGUAAGCCAAGCCCCCCUCAGAAGCCUCUGCCUGCCACUCCUUUGAGCAGGACACCCCGGCUCGCCAGCGCCGUGGUAGCAAGGACCCCAGCCCAGCAGGAGCCUGGGCCCUGCCCAGCCCCCACCAGACCUGCUCCCAAGUGUCCACCCCCCCUGCCCAGGGGCGCACACCUUGCCUACUCGAAGUGAGAAGCGGGCCACCCCGACGCCUUUGUUCCGCAGUGAAGACACAAGUUUGCACUAUCUUUCAACUCCAGUUGGGAGUGAUUAUUUUUUUUUUGUACCAACUUUGAGGGGAAAGGGGGAGGGAAAUGUUUUUAAUCUUUAAAACCAUUGUUUUCGAGAACUUUGAGCUACUGCCGUCGGUGCUGUGCUGUGCUAUGGUGCUCUGUGUACUUGCUCAGGUACUUAUUGUUAAGUUAUUAAUUUAUAUGCAGGGCGUUCCUCGGCGCGGCGCGCUGCGGUAACGUCUGCCCCGCCGCCGAGUUUCCCGUGGAAGGAAGGCUUGUGGUGCUUCCAGUGCUUUCUCCACCUUGCAGUCCCCUGCUCGGUGCGAUUCUGGACACGAUGUUUACUUUCUGAUCAAGGCUCUAUUGGAAAGCAGCUUCCCAACCACCCACAGCUGUGGUUGUGGCUUCAGACCCAGCUCCAGAGGCCCCCGUAGACUCUGGGGUGGUUUUCCUGGAAGCCUUAGCUCGGGCCAGGGCUGGGGGCCUGCAGGCUGGGGCUCACCUUCAGGGAGGCCUUGGGUUCCUGCUUUGCCAUGCACAGACGACAGGGAGGGAUCUGGUUUCUGGCCCCGGAUCGAUGGAGAGAACCUGAGAGGCAGACAGGAAUGUGGAGGUGUGGCCACACCAAGCCAGACAGACAGACAGACAGACACUUGACCUUGAGCUGACCGGCCAUGAGCAUGUUUGGAGUGCAGACUAAGAGGGGAUCUUAGUAGCGCUCAAAGUUUUUGCUUUAUGGAAACAUCAAGAAGUUCUUUUUCUGGCUGCUCUUUACAAAGGGCUGGCAUCGACCCACUAUUUAGAUUGGAAAGGUGCUGUUUCUACAAGUGCCCAGGCACUUGAAAUCUCCAUCUCCCUGUACUGUUUGGAGCUAAGCAAAUUACCACAUUGUCUUCUCGACUGCAAGACAACGACCCCAUGUUCAGACAGAGAGAGGAGGCCUCCAUGGGACCAUAGUGAUUUUCAGAGCUAGUAACCAGAUCCAGUCAAUCAAUUCUACAGAAUCAGGCAGCAUCCUCAGGCUUGCAGAAACUACAGCCAAAUGGAAACUCCAGCCGAAUGUGCUCCUUGGCACAGCCCAUGUCUGCUUCCCUUGUCAGUAGACACUGGACGCAGAAGCCUGAGUUACCAUUCGGUUCUGUCUGGGGCAUCCCAUUUUCUCAACUAGGUGACAGGAGUAAGAGGUGCUUCGCCUAGUCUGAAUCUUAAAAACUUGCACCUGACCCCUGGGGCAUCGCACGAUGCGACGAGGAACUCGGUUUCCUAUCCCUGUACGGUCGCGGCCACUCUUCCAGUGCCUGCCUGGAGAGCUGGUCUCACGGGGAGAUCGUGAAGGUGCCUGAGGGAACGUGGCCAAGCGCCAUCCGGCCUCUUGCAGUCUUCUGGUGGGUCAGAACUGACCAGUUUCCACAUUGGAGGGCAAGAGCUAACUGGUCCACAGCUCUAUGAGAAGACCGUGUUCCGGGUCACCUCAGUGGUUUCCCCGUGCCUUAAAGCAGAAAGAAAAAUACGUACCAAGAAUCUUGGCUUGCCUUCCAGAACACACAAGUGCCUUUAACUUUGCCCGUGUUCCCCAGUGUCUCUAAGGCGGCGGUGUUCGUGACUGUGGAUAAUGGAUCCACGGCACAAAUAGCACACCACAAGGAGCCCAGCUCGAGUACAUUCCAACUGCUUUAGCAUGCCUUUAUUAUGUAGUCAUUCCUUAAACCUGUGAGGCCGUGUGAGAUGCUGGCACUGCUGGCGCGAUGCGCACAGAGGCGCCGCGACGAUGUGGUGUUGGGUAAUUGUACGGAGGCCAAGGUCCUCGCUGUGGAGAAAGGUUUACAGAAUUCAAUGGUGCAUUUUGUGGGUGCCGACUUUCUUCGGAGCCCACCGCCUCAGAUCUAAAAUUGAGUCCCCUUUCCUGGUGGAAGUGGAAGAUGUGAACAAACUGUUUUUGUUAUUGUUGUUCAGUUGUUACAUAGAACCAGGGAGGUUAAAACUGUGACCUUCCGCCACGUGGCCAUCGCCGGUGACACACGUCUAUCUCCAUAGCACUCACUGCUACUGUUAGAGCCAUUUCUGAGUGAGAAUAUAUUUAAUCCUAAUAUGUCCUUACAGUACACAGAUAAUGAAAGGAAUAAGAUGCACUAUCUAUCCGAUAAAGAAUACUUGGCAAUAACUUCCACUUUAAUGUAACUUAGGAACCAAUAACUAGGGGUAUGGUUUGCAGCAGGGAGGGAAUGCUUGUCUCCCUUUUUAUAUUCUUUCAAUGAUGGACUAUAGUUUUAAAAAAUCGAUAAUUAUAUUUCGAUGGCAAUCCAGCUAUUCUUUGAUAUUUUAAAUAAAAAAAUGUACAGGCAUGAAUAAUAAGAGUUAAUUUGGCUGGGAAAGUCUAGCAUCCAGACGUAAGGCAGGCCGGAGAC